AUGGCUUUCCGCUACCUCAUCUCUUUCUGCGCCCUGGUGGCCUGUGCCAAUGCCGGUCUCCUGGCCAGCCAUGUGGCCAUUGCCAAUCCCUCGGUGGACGCCGUUGCCUCCACCCAGCAGAAUGUGGUGCGCUCCUUCGGCGGCACUGUGUCCAGCUACUCGAAGGCGGUGGACACCCCGUACUCCAGUGUGAGGAAGAGCGACACCAGGAUCCAGAAUAAUGUCUACACUCCGGCUAUUGCCAAGACCACCUAUGCUGCUGCUCCGCUGUACACCCAGGCCACACCCAUUGUGGCCAAGACUCUGGUCCAUGCUCCAGCUCCCGUCGUCGAGAAGACCAUCUAUGCUCCGGCUCAUGCUCCUGUUCUGGCCAAGACUGUGUACUCCGCUCCAGCUCCAGUUGUAGCCAAGACUGUCUACUCCGCACCUGCUCCGGUUUAUGCUGCUCCAGCUCCCGUCCUGGCCAAGACUGUCUACUCUGCUCCUGUGGCCAAGGCUGUUUAUGCUGCGCCCGCCCCAGUUUAUGCCGCUCCUGCUCCAGUGGUGGCCAAGACUGUGUACUCUGCUCCUGCUCCCGUUGUGGCCAAGACCGUCUACUCCGCCCCAGCUCCCGUUUAUGCUGCUCCCGCACCCGUUCUGGCCAAGACCGUGUCCUACGCCGCCCCACUGGCCACCACCAAUGUGAACCACGGACCCGCCGCCACCACCUACACCCACAAUGCCCCCGCCCUCGGCGUCUCCAGCUACGGCAGCUCCCAGACGGUCCACUACUCCCCCGCCGAGAGUGUGUCGCACAUGAGCUUCGACGGAUUCGGAACCCACUGGGGUUUCUAG
Messenger RNA from Drosophila biarmipes, 834 nucleotides. Its product is annotated as cuticle protein 76. Lineage: Eukaryota; Metazoa; Arthropoda; Insecta; Diptera; Drosophilidae. The transcript has a single exon. The coding region runs from base 1 to 834 and encodes 277 amino acids. The record is from RefSeq and is a predicted model, not a curated record.